UUUUAUGUGUGCUUUUCAUGUCUAUGGCAAUUGUCGCUCUUAUCUCUUUAUUGUUCAAGUGAAACAUUACAUUCUCGCUCCCCUUUCAAUUGCAGCACAAAGGACUUCAACGCCGAAAACAACAGAAUUCUUUCCGAAAUCCUACACAAUGAAUGCUCAUUUUGAUCAUAGGCAAGGGACAACAGUGUCAUGAAUUCACCAAUUAUGGUACCCGUCCUCGGCCCAGCUACAAGCUAUAACUCGUUCACUAUGGAUAAGAUUCAAUCUCCUCUCCUAUCCUCAAGCGAGCUUGACGAAGCGAUCAUAAAGAUUACAGAUGCGCUCAAUUCUCUGGGCGUAAGUAAUGGCAUCAUUGGAAGCGCAGCAAUUAGUCUUUACGCUCGCCAUUAUGGCUUUCCUCACCGUCCGACAUCAAAUAUAUCUAUAGUUAUCCAACCGACUAAUCAAGCAUCAGCAGCAGAGAUCUCUGCGAGGUUUUCAGAGAAGAGAUUCGCAGACAACUUCGUCUGCUGGAUGGUCAACGGAAUCAGAGUACCGAAAGUUAUCAUCACCAGGACUGAGAGAUACGGAGAGAAGAAGAUAGCCGUCAGUUUCAAGUUGCUAGAUCAUUAUAUGUUCCCGGAAAGGAGACUAUACUAUGAUUUUAGCCUAGACCCAUCAGGGAGUCGACGAAUCUUGUGGGCAAUCAACAGAAAGAGAUUUAAGCUGCUGAACGCGCCGUGGUUACUGAGGCAGAAGAUUCUGGCUUGGGGUGAGAGGAUGGACGCUGAGAAAAGGAGAAUAGAUGUCGUGGAUAUCAAGACGAUUUGUGAUAUCAUGGAGAGACAAAAUCAGAGGCUACAAAUUAGAGAUCGUGAAGAAGUGAAGGUAUUGAGGACGUUUGUUAGGAAUGUGCAUGAAGAUCCAACGUCUUUCAGAAUCUCAAUCGAUUGUCCGGAAGUUUUGGGGCCCUUGUGGGAGAUACGAUGGGUUAAGGUGCUGCUAUUCAUAUUUGGUGUUCUUGCUCUGGGCCUAUUUCUUGAUCGUAUAUACUCGACGAAUGACUGGAAACUCGAGGUGGAUCCUUUGAGCUUUGGUGAAUUAUGGCAAGAGUUAUAGGACUAUUAUUGUGGAUAGAUACUUCUCCUCGGACAAUCUACUUGCCAGGGAAGAAUUAGUAUAUGAAAUACAUUAGUA
Molecule: messenger RNA, 1176 nt
Organism: Mollisia scopiformis
Lineage: Eukaryota; Fungi; Ascomycota; Leotiomycetes; Helotiales; Mollisiaceae
Exons: 1
Coding region: 190-1098 (302 amino acids)
Source: RefSeq, a predicted model, not a curated record